AUGGCAGAUACUCAGACCCAACCCUCUGCUGGUGCUGCUGGUACUACUGGAGAAGAGCGGGAGAAGCUUCAACCUCAACAAGUCCGAUGUAUGUGCGCGCGGUGCGUACAAAGAAUGGUUGUCGAUCCUUUCUCGCUCUGCAAUCUCGCUCCACCCUCCAGAGUCGCCAACGCCGACACUUUGUGCAACUACUGUCACAUCCAACGUGGCCGCUGUUGGAAAUUCCCUUUGGCUCUCCAACCCCAAAUUCUCGAGCUUCAGAAGCGCGCUGACGAAUUCCACGAUUGGCAUUGGGCCAAUAGUAUUCUUCCCCCUGCUCGUCGGAGCCCAUGGGUUUUACCGGCGGACCCCCCCGGCGGUUUAUACUGUCUGGCCGGCUCAUACGCCACAGGCGUAUAA
Messenger RNA from Sclerotinia borealis F-4128, 399 nucleotides. Lineage: Eukaryota; Fungi; Ascomycota; Leotiomycetes; Helotiales; Sclerotiniaceae. The record is from the annotation of a GenBank genome assembly.